AUGCAUGUAUUUGUAUAUCCCAUGCAGAUUCAUUUGAUUGGAAUAGCUGAGAAUAUCAUUUUAUCCUUCAGUCUUACUCUCAGAUUCAGCAGUAAUCAAUACUUGUUUACAACAGUAGAGAUUAGACCGGAGGUGGUGGAGAAGGUCAUCUAUGACAUGGUCUUAAGCAGGGUCAGAAGUAUAGAGCUGUCUGUAGAAAGAUGCAGCAGCAUCAGAGAGGCUAUCAGAUUUGGUGCAAAGUAUGUCAGUGAUAGGAUGGUGGAAGCAAUCAAUAGUCUUGAAUGUUUGUCAAGAGGCAAUAGUAAACUUAAGAUAUCCAGCAGAGUUUUUAUCAUUUUUGGGCCAUUGUUUACUAGACCGCAAGGCAAGGAUCUCUAUCCAUUUGAGUUGGAUGUCUUCCAGGAGGCAGAGGAUAUGUUGGUAACUGGUAGUUGCGUGAAGGGUUGUUGA
This is a messenger RNA of Phycomyces blakesleeanus NRRL 1555(-), 450 nucleotides long. RefSeq lists its product as hypothetical. The transcript is spliced from 2 exons. The record is from RefSeq and is a predicted model, not a curated record. The coding region runs from base 1 to 450 and encodes 149 amino acids. Lineage: Eukaryota; Fungi; Mucoromycota; Mucoromycetes; Mucorales; Phycomycetaceae.